UGUCGUUUUUGGCGAGGAAGGGAUAAGAGAAUGCACUCCUCUGAGCCAGAGUAGCAAGAAUCAACUAUGGCGGUUGCGCUCUGUGGAGUAUGGAUGCCAAACCCUACGCUCUCAGGGAAUGUUCUUCCCUCCCAAAUCAAACCAUCAACAACGGCUCUCGCUGCGACACCUCAUCUUGCCUCCUCAUCCACCAUUCAGAUUGUUGGUGGAAAAUCUCAUGGCCAGUAUGUAAAUGGGGGUGUCAGUUCCAAUAGAACUUUUGAGGACAUCUCAGAAGAAAGUUAUUGGACCAAUCUAGAUGCUGAUCUUUACCAUUGGACAAAAAAACUGCGCCCUAUUCAGUGGUAUCCUGGGCAUAUUGCAAAAACAGAAAAAGAACUCAAAGAACAACUGAAGCUGAUGGAUGUUGUGAUUGAGGUGCAGGAUGCAAGAAUUCCUCUAUCCACGAGUCAUCCACAGAUGGAAUCUUGGCUUGGUAAUAGGAAAAGAAUUUUAGUCUUGAAUAGAGAAGACAUGAUAUCAACUGAAGAUCGGAAUGCUUGGGCAACAUAUUAUGCGAUGCAAGGAAUUAAAGUUGUUUUUUCUAAUGGGCAACUUGGAAUGGGAAGCAUGAAGUUAAGUAGAUUAGCAAAGACAUUGGCUUCUGGUGUGAAUGUUAAACGAAGAGCCAAAGGACUACUGCCUCGUCCAGUUCGAGCCGGAAUAGUUGGGUAUCCAAAUGUGGGGAAAUCAUCUUUGAUAAAUCGGUUGCUGAAGAGGAGAAUGUGUCCUGCAGCUCCCAGACCAGGUGUUACAAGACAACUGAAAUGGGUUCAAUUUGGGAAAGAUUUGGAGUUGCUAGACUCUCCUGGCAUAAUUCCAAUGCGGAUUAGUGAUCAGUCAGCUGCAAUAAAGCUAGCAAUAUGUGAUGACAUUGGGGAGAGAUCGUAUGAUGUUGCUGACGUUGCUGCAAUUCUUGUACAGAUGCUGACAAGGAUUCCAGCUGUCCAAAAGCUCUCUACAACCGUUACAAGAUUGAUACAGAUGGUCUCUGUGGUAACAUAUUCGUUCAGAAGCUCGCACUCCAAUUGUUCAAUGGAGACACUCAUCAAGCAGCAUUCCGCAUCUUGACAGAUUUCCGAAAAGGUAAAUUUGGUUGGAUUGCAUUGGAAAGGCCUCCUGGGUAAUGCCAUUGGAUCUUUGCUUUCAAGACAAGGAUUUCUAGGGCUUCUUCUGAUGAAAGCUUCUUUGAAAUGUCUGAAGACACCAAGAGGAUGACGGUGUGUACAAGCCUUGAUAUAUGUAAAGGUGCCUAAAAGUAAAAGCCAAGUCCAUAUCAUUGUGAGAGAGCAUUGGUUAAGGAGAUGGUUGGGAAGAUUUGGAAGGCCCAUACUCCUAGAUCACAUGCAAGCCUCCCCACCAGAUGAUGUGAGUGGUACCCCUAAUUUGUAUGUCAUUGUUACAGUGUCCUUUUCCUCAGUUGUAAUUAUAUUUUCAUGUGGGUCAUAUACUGAGAAUUUUGGUGAUUAAUUUCUUAGAGGGAAAAAGGUUGUCAGGUGUACCUUGUCCAUACAGUAUAUGGUAUAGCCUUUGCCCACUCUGUCGUUACACCAACUCCCACAUGUAAGAAAUGAAAAUUUCCAUCUAUAUCCUGGCAAUUUCAUCUCCUAAUAAGUAUUCUUUUC
Messenger RNA from Vitis vinifera (wine grape), 1664 nucleotides. Its product is annotated as DAR GTPase 3, chloroplastic. Lineage: Eukaryota; Viridiplantae; Streptophyta; Magnoliopsida; Vitales; Vitaceae. The transcript has 9 exons. Gene Ontology annotation, molecular function: GTP binding; GTPase activity. The coding region runs from base 67 to 1110 and encodes 347 amino acids. The record is from RefSeq and is a predicted model, not a curated record. Gene Ontology annotation, cellular component: mitochondrion.